Messenger RNA from Baudoinia panamericana UAMH 10762, 2367 nucleotides. RefSeq lists its product as uncharacterized. The transcript has 2 exons. Gene Ontology annotation, biological process: proteolysis. The record is from RefSeq and is a predicted model, not a curated record. Lineage: Eukaryota; Fungi; Ascomycota; Dothideomycetes; Mycosphaerellales; Teratosphaeriaceae. Gene Ontology annotation, molecular function: serine-type endopeptidase activity. The coding region runs from base 1 to 2367 and encodes 788 amino acids.
AUGGCUCCUGUCACAAUCAAUGGAAAUACUGUUGAGCUAGCCCAGUCUGCUGCUUCAUCGGGCUACUUUCCUUCCGAUGCCUCAGAAACCAAUUACAUUCUCGUCCAGUUCUCGCAGCCAAGGACAACCGCAGCGUACGAAGAACUUGCAAGGCACGGAGUCCGCAUUCAGCGAGUGGAGGAGAAGGACACACUGUUAUGCCGAUACGAGCCAAGUGACCUGGAAGUGCUGAGAAGACUGCCUUAUGUGGCGCAUGUAUCCGUCUACCAUGGCGAUUUCGUCGUCCAUCCUUCCGUAUGGGAUGCAGUGAACGCUGCGCCACUUGAUCGUUCCACAGAGACCGAGGCCGGCGGCAACACUGACCCAGCCAUUGCAAUUGCUAUCGUCUUACACGAAAGCUGUGGACAGCAUGGCGAGGACGUUUGGCAGACGAUCCAGUCGCAAAUCGACCCAAGCGCUGAAUUGAUCGACGCCAGUCUGCCGCAAGUACGUGCCCGAGUCAAAGGUACCACCCUCAGUCAGAUUGCGUCAAUGGAUAGCGUGCGCUCCAUCAACCGAGUAAGGAGGUUUGAAUUCCAUACCGCCCAGGCGUAUCCGACUAUUGCCCAGCUGGGUGAGCCGUGGACGACGGAGAACAACACCGUCUUUAAGGGUAGGGGCGAAGUUGUCGCUGUUGCCGAUAGUGGAUGCGGUGGACACGAUCCGCCAUCCGUCGGGUUCGAAGACAGGGUCGUUGGACGGGUCAACCUUACUGACACCCCGGCGAGGAACCACCCAUCAAUGUUGUGGGACUGGGACGGUCAUGGUACCCAUGUUGCCGGCUGUGUGCUCGGUAAGUAUACCAGACCUACCAUUCCGAAUGCCUUUUUGCCCUCGUACAAGAGGCGUUGCAAGACAAUGAACGGUCCAGCUACUGAAGCUGGACUUUUCUCUAUUAGGAUUGUGGGACCACCUCCCUCCGGAAACCUCGUGCCAGACCUUGCCACACUGUUUGAUACGCCGUACAUGCUUGCGGAUGGGACGCCCCGUCUUGCUCGGGUGCACAACAAUAGCUGGGGAAGCUCGUCGGUGGCGAGCUCGAUAGUCCUCGUUCAAGCGUACGGCGACAACGACGCGGGCUUGGUGGACAGAGCCAUGAGCAAUGAAGCUGAACUGCUGAUCGUCAUGUCCUCUGGUAAUGACGGUUCGAAGAAGACCCAAUCCGUGGCCAAUAGCGGUGGACCGUACCAAUAUAGCCAGGUCAACGAGUCACGACUCGCCAAGAACAGUCUCAUAGUGGGAGCUACCUUCAACAACAGGUCCAUGACGAGAUUAAAUGCCGCGGGAAGAGCACGUUGGGCCGAUCAGAGACUCGCUGAUGCAGCAGUUCAAGAGGCAACGUGCUGCGAUGGCACGUUCAAUAUUUCCCCUUUCGGAACGAUCGGCUUUCCUCGAAGUCCUUCGCGCGUCUUGGCGUUCAGCAGCAAGGGUCCGACUCCUGAAGGACGCAUCAAACCCGACGUCGUGGCCCCUGGUGCCGGGAUCCUCUCUGCAACCACGACCCACCCAAGCAGGACGCUCCCCAACGACGCGUACGGCGUAUGCCCGUACCCCGAACUGUGCUUCUGCAGUGGUACUUCGAUGGCAGCACCACUGGUUUCAGGCUUAGCCGCCUGCGUCCGUGAGGCUUUGCGCACAAAGGGUCCAGUCCAUGCCAUAGCGGGCCCAAUCCCCAACCCGUCCGGCGCGCUGGUGAAAGCGCUCCUUAUCAAUGGUGCGGUCGAUCUCGUUGGCUCGGCAUACGAGUACGUAGACUACACUGCAGCCCCCGGUGACGAAAGAAGAACCGUGGGCUUGAUGCCGCCGUCUCCAAACGGUACACAAGGCUUUGGACGAGUGAAUCUUAACCGUUCGCUGGUCUCUCUGACCGAAGAUGGCGGUAUCUUUCUGGGUGAAGCUGCUGUGAAUGCGGGAAACCCAUUGCCACAGCAGACGGCUGAGCAGAGUGUCACCCUCCCCACUUCCAUUGCCAGAAGCUCGCUCCGUGUCACACUGACGUGGACGGAUCCACCGGGUGCGCAAUUGCAGAACUCUCUGUCGUUGGCCGUGCGAUGUACCGACGGGUCGGGAGCUGCACAUAUCUUCCCAGCGGAUAUACCUACUCGGUGCCCGUGGGAGAUCAAUCCAAUCCCCUUCGCGGCGAACAGCAAUACUCAGCGUGCCACGAUUGGGAAUGCGCACAACUACCAGCAGGGCAUCAAUAUCACUGUAAACAUCAACAGUCCAAUUCAGCCUUAUAAUAUCCCUCCCCCGCGUGGUGGCAACGGUCCAGUGGUUCAUCGAGCAACCCAGCCGUUUGCUGUGGUAUGGGCAUUCGAUGCUUCAUGA